CCCAGCGUCUUUCUUCCAUCAUGGGCUGUGGAUACACUUGAUCUUGUGUGCCAUGGCGAGAGAAAAAAGUACCCAGCAGUCUCCUGGCAUUAAGAGGAAUACGACGACCAGCUCUAGGGGGACUCCGAGCCACAGGCCUCAGGCUUGGCUCUUGUGGUCUCUGAUAUUUCUUGUCAUUGCUGUCUUCCUUGCUCUCGUAUACAAUGUUUAUUUUAAUCAAAGAAACAGCCCUCCAUUCGAGGUAGUUGAUCUACCUGGGAGGGGUAAAGGUGUAAUCGCCUCUCGGGAUAUCCAGCGAGGUGAACUGGUCAUUCAAGAAAAGCCCCUGUUCAUUGUGCCCUAUUCCACUUCUGAUUCACCUACUGCUCUGAUUUCGCAUCGUGUCCAGUCGUUGAAUGACCUGGACUAUCACGCAUUUUUCAAUCUCUCUUAUGUCAACUUUCCCAAGAGCAUGGAUCCCGAGGUAUUUCGGGACGAGGUGGCGAUGGCUAUAUUCCAGACCAAUGCCGUUGCAGUUGGACAGGGUGUCGGUAUAUUCCCUCGCAUGGCGAGGCUGAACCACGGAUGCUCCAGUGCAUUUAAUGUCGUUUACUCUUGGCGUCAAGAAAAAGGCGAAAUUGUUGUACAUGCCUUGCAAAAUAUUUCCAGGGGCCAGGAGCUUUUAACGACGUAUACGGAUACAAAGCGACCCAGGAAAGAACGAAGGGAGUAUCUUUCAAAGCACUAUGGGUUUCACUGCAUGUGUUCCGUCUGUUCUCUCCCUCCCUUCCAAUCUCAAGCAUCAGACGAGCGGUUGAACUCAAUCUCCGAGUUGUACAGCCUAUUUUCAACAUGGGGGACACACAGUAUCCGCGGUACAGAAGCGAUCGACGUUGUACGGCGCAUCUGGACCUCGACAAAUGAAGAAGGGUAUUACAGCGAGCGUGGGCAAUUAUUUGCUGAUGCUGCCCUGGUGUCACUGUCACACUCUGAUGUCUCCGCUGCGCGAGCAUGGGCUACGGUUGCUGCCGAAUGGUAUGGGUACGAGCUGGGACAGGAUUCUGAACAAGUGGCUAACAUGGGUGCUAUAAUUGCAAGACCUGAAGCGCAUUACGCUUGGGGAACGAGAGAGCACCUGAUAGUCGGAGGUCCAUGAUGGAAAUUUGCUACCCUCCACGACGUUGUAACAUGUGAACAUUUAGUUUCAGAGCAUACGAUGGUAUGGUAGAUUAUGAUGCAUUAC
Molecule: messenger RNA, 1222 nt
Organism: Guyanagaster necrorhizus
Lineage: Eukaryota; Fungi; Basidiomycota; Agaricomycetes; Agaricales; Physalacriaceae
Product: SET domain-containing protein
Exons: 6
Coding region: 53-1135 (360 amino acids)
Molecular function (GO): protein binding
Source: RefSeq, a predicted model, not a curated record